AUGACAGCCGCCGUCCUCGCACGCCCGACGCUGGGCAACGUCCAGUGCUUCGGCAGGAAGAAGACCGCCGUGGCUGUGGCCCACUGCAAGCCCGGCCGCGGCCUCAUCAAGGCCCUGGAGCCGAUCCUGCUCGCCGGGAAGUCCCGCUUCAAGGGCAUCGACAUGAGGAUCCGCGUGCGCGGCGGCGGCAAGGUGAGCCAGGUCUACUCGAUCCGCCAGGCCAUCGCCAAGGCGCUCGUCGCCUACAACCAGAAGUACGUCGACGAGGCAGCCAAGAAGGAGGUCAAGGAGAUCCUGGGCCGCUAUGACCGCACGCUGCUCGUCGCCGACCCGCGCCGUUGUGAGCCCAAGAAGUUCGGCGGCCGCGGCGCCCGUGCCCGCUUCCAGAAGUCGUACCGUUGA
This is a messenger RNA of Triticum turgidum subsp. durum (durum wheat), 402 nucleotides long. The record is from the annotation of a GenBank genome assembly. Lineage: Eukaryota; Viridiplantae; Streptophyta; Magnoliopsida; Poales; Poaceae.